AUGUCAUUUAUCCCAACAUUCAGCACAAUCAGUGGAUUUAUCCAUGCUCCUAUCAGGAUCCUCAUCAGUUUCAUGUUCACACCUCAUAUCCUUGCUCAUGGCAGGCAUCAUUCUAUUCUCCCCUCUGGAUCUGGUCAGUGUAAAGUGGAUAAAGUGAUUGAAGAAGCUAAAGCAAUCUGCAGUGUUCUCUGUUCUGUGGAAACCAGGGCUAUUACUGAGGCAGUCAAGAAACUCCAUUCAGUGACACUGGGAAAAACACAGAAUUUGCUUCAAAAUGUAGAAACUCCAGUCAGAGUCUUGAUAGAGAAUGCUGUGACAGAGCUGUCUGCAGCCAUCUCCCAUCUCAUCUAUGUUUUCAGCAGAAGCUUUCACACGGAUUUUCAGCCUGCAAAAAUACUUAGAAGCUCUUCAUGCGUGGCGGUUGAUGUAGAUCCCCACUUUAGCUUCACUGUUUAUGCAGCCCACAACAUCCCCGCAGCCUGGCUGAAAAGCUACAAAGCUUUUUCUUUUUCCUGUUCUUUAACGUAUGCUGGGAAGAAAAUAUGCCAAAUGAAAAAUUGCAAAAAUAUACCAGUUAAAAAGUCUUUUUUUCCCCUGGCAAACUGGAAUGAGAAAAUCAGUUUUCCUCUACAAAGAAAAUCUCUUCCUAAUGAAACAAUCUUGACAAUAAAACUAUUUGGAGUAAACUGUGUGUCUAAAAAUACAGAAAUUCUGGCUUGGACAUAUUCCCCCUUGUAUCAAAAACAAAAGUUCAUUCAUGGAAUGGUGCUGCUUGGAAUGGCAUUGUACAGUGAGCCUCCAACAACAAUGAUAGCACCGGGCAUUUAUGACACUAGUCUGCCAGUGCUAGUAACACUGCAGAUUGACUUUCCAGAAACUAAUUUGGAGUUUUUUAAACCUGAGCCAGAAGAGACAAGAGAAGACCUUGUAGAGCCAGCUAAAGAAUGCCUGAAGUAUAUUUCAAGACUCUCACGGAAACAUUCUCUGUUGCUGUUGUCGGUGCAAGAGAGAAGAUUUUUAUGGUUUUAUCGUUCCAGCUGCAAUAAUGAAAACAGUUCCCUCCCUUUGGUACUAGGCAGUGCCCCCGGUUGGGAUCGAAAGAGCAUAUCAGAAAUGUACAUGAUAUUGAGAGAAUGGAGCUUUUCUAACCCUUUGGAAGCACUUGGGCUUUUGACUUUCAGGAAAUGUGUACAUCUCAUGGAAUUUAGGAAGCAUUAUAGAUGCUCUGGGCCACUCUGGAUCAAGCCCCAAUGUCCAGAACAAAGAAUACAACUCUCUCUGCUAUAUUCUGUAACAUCAGCUACUCACAAGCCAGCUAAUUUUCCAGAUCAAGACAUUCGCAGAACUGCAGUCCAACAAAUGGAAAAUCUGUCAGAUGAUGAAUUGUUAGACUACCUCCCACAGCUGGUUCAGGUGCUCAAGUUUGAAUGGAGUCUUGAAAGCCCUCUUGUGAAACUUCUGCUAUGUCGUUCUCUACAGAGCAUCCAAGUUAUUCAUCAACUGUACUGGCUGUUAAAGGAUGCACAGAAUGAAGCUCAUUUCAAAAGCUGGUAUCAGAAACUAUUGGCUGCUGUCCAAUUCUGUGCAGGAAAAGCCUUAAAUGUUGAGUUUUCUAAGGAGAGGAAACUUAUCAAUAUUCUGGGUGAUGUUGCUGAAAAAGUGAAGGCUGCCAGCGACCCCAAAAAACAGGAGGUGCUAAAGAUGGAAAUCAACGCACUUAAACAGUUUUUCCAGGAGGUAAAUGUUUGCCGGCUUCCCCUGAAUCCUGCACUUGUUGUAAGAGGCAUAGACACAGAUGCAUGUUCAUAUUUCACAUCCAGUGCUUUUCCAUUGAAAAUUUCCUUCCUCAGUACAGAUACACUGAGUAGAAACAUCGAUGUUAUUUUUAAGGUGGGAGAUGAUCUACGUCAGGAUAUGCUGGUUUUGCAGAUUAUUCGUGUGAUGGACAGUAUUUGGCUUCAGGAGGGACUCAAUAUGCAAAUGAUCAUUUAUAGAUGUUUAUCUACAGGAAAAGGCCAAGGACUAGUGCAGAUGGUGGCAGAUGCUACAACACUGGCCAAGAUCCACAGGGAAUCUGGACUAAUAGGACCAUUGAAGGAAAACACAAUUAAAAAAUGGUUCAGUCAUCAUCAUCCUUUGGAAUCAAGUUACCAAGAGGCGGUAAAGAAUUUCUUUCAUUCCUGUGCUGGCUGGUGUGUUGUUACCUUCAUUCUGGGAGUUUGUGACCGACACAAUGACAACAUCAUGCUGACAAACACUGGCCACAUGUUCCAUAUAGAUUUUGGAAAGAUUUUAGGUCAUGCACAAAAAUUUGGAAGCAUAAAAAGGGACCGAGCUCCUUUUAUCUUCACUUCAGAGAUGGAGUAUUUCAUUACAGAAGGCGGAAAAAACCAACAGCGAUUCCAAGAGUUUGUGGAGCUUUGCUGUCGAGCUUAUAAUAUAGUCAGGAAGCACAGCCAAUUGCUCUUGAACCUUCUGGAGAUGAUGCUGCAUGCAGGGUUGCCUGAGCUGAAUAGUAUCCAGGAUCUGAAGUAUGUGUAUGAUAACCUUCGUCCACAGGACUCAGAACUCCAAGCCACCAGCCAUUUUACCAGGAAAAUAAAGGAAAGUUUAGAGUGCUUCCCUGUCAAACUCAAUAACCUGAUCCAUACGCUCGCACAGAUGCUAGCCACAGGCUCUGCCAAGUCUUCAGCUACACAGAGUGUUCCUCAGGAAUCCAACAUGCUGGAUGCAGAGAGGUCAAUUGCCCGAGCAACCAUUUUAGGGUUCAGCAAAAAGCCUGACUCUCUCUAUUUAGUCCAGGUGGUGCAAACCAGCCAGGUGGUCACCUUCGUGGAAAAAUCAUUUGAACAAUUUUCAAAACUUCACAGGCAUCUCCAGAAGCAAUUUCCAUCACUUGCCCUCCCAGAAUUUCCCCACUGGUGGCAUUUACCUUUUACAGAUCUUGAACACAAAAGAAUGAGCGAUUUGAAUCUCUACAUGAAGCAGUUAUUGCAUGGAUCCAGCAAACUCUUUAAUAAUGAGUACAUGCUUAGCUUUUUCCUCGGUGGCUCCAAAACUGACUGGCCGGAAGAAUCCACGCUUGUUAGCCUAGGUCCUAAAUCUACUGACCAGAAACCUGGAGUGCAGUUAGUCAUAUCUUAUGAGAACACCCAUCUGACAAUAUUGUUGAAACAUAUGAGAAAUAUUCAUCUCCCAGAUGGCUCUGCCCCAACUGCACAUGCUGAAUUUUAUCUUUUACCAGAUCCUGAAGAAGUCAGCAGGAGGAAAACAAAAGCUGUUCCAAAAAGCACUGACCCUACUUAUAAUGAAAUUGUAGUAUACGAUGCAGUCACAGAGCUCCAAGGACGUGUGUUACAGCUUAUUGUGAAAAGCAAAGGAACAUUUGUGGGAGCCAUCAACAUUCGAUUGCACAGUGUCUCAUUAAAUGAAGAAGUGUGGUACCCAUUGGGGAACAGUAUCAUUUGAACAUUGCCUUAGACAACUAAAAUAUUCAUUCAUUGACAUUUUUUAACUUUUCUCAUGGGCCAUUUUGGCACAGUAGCCAAAAUAUUUGCCUUUGACAAUAAAAGAGGCAGUAAACCACUAACCAUAUACAUUACCCCACUAAUCACAAAUUAUAAUAACUUUUUCCCCACGGUCCAUUGCCAUUUAACUGUUGUCUUAGAAUUAUUAUUUUUACCGGCACCAAACUCCCAUUAGCAUAGGUGUAAAAAGACUUAACUGACACUGUAUUCUGAGAGAUAACUGAUUAUGUUGGAUAACAUUUCUUAUGGCAACAAGCAAGAAUUUUUUUCCUGCUCAUCACUGUUAUUUGUAUACAGCUAGAUGUCUUUUAUGUAUCAGAAACCUGGAGGUAUGAAGCCUAUCCAAAGCCCAUAUAUGUCAAUGUUAGUUUCCCAAUGACUUUAGUGGGCUUUUGAUAAGACUCCUUAUGAGUUAUUGGUCUGGAUUCAUCCUAUUGUAAAUACUUUGUCUGUACAGUUAUAUCAGUUUUAAAUAUGUCCAAGUUAGUAUGAUAGCAUGUUCACCUGAGAGAUCCUAGUAGAAUGACAGCUUGUAUUUAAAACCUUUAGCACAUAUCACAUUUAAUUCUUACUUUUUUCACAUUUAAAAUUUAAUUAUCUGUCAUAAUUGAAAACCUAAACAUUUAAAAGAAUUUAAAACUAUGCUGAACUUUAAGUAUAGUGUAUGCUAUGUAUUUUUAAGUUUUAACGCGCUGAUAUGACAUGCGACUUGGGACAAGAUAUUUCAUCUCAUUGGGUUUAUUCUGGCAAAAUAUUUGGCAAUAAAUACAUUCUGGAAAAAAAUUAAUAUAUGUUCUAAAUUAGAGUUGGAAAAAUGCUUCCCAUAGACUUUGAAAUCUUUCCGAAAAUGAGAUGUAGAUAUAUAUUUGAGCAGAGCAAACAAUCCAUAGUUACUCUGCUGAAAGGUUAAAUUGAGAAUGAUCAUAUUAUAAGACAUCUUUUUUCAUUUCUGUUACCCCAUCACAUGGUCAUGCUGCAUCAGAGAAGCAGACAAAAAUUUCCCAGGCUCCAGUCCUGUAAAGUUUUAUAUGCAUGUUUAACAUCAUGCAUGGGAGUAGUUCCAUUAAGCUCAGCAGGAUUUGGUGCAUGAGCUCAGUCCUUCAUGGUGCUUUUGCUCAAUCCAGGAAAACAGUUAAGCCCACUUUUAAGUCCCAAUAGACUCACUGACUUCCACUAAAUCAGUUGCCUUCCUGAGCCCCACGUGCAUAAAGUUUGAUACUUCCAGAAUCAGGUAACAAACUAUAGCAGUAAAAAAGGUAUUGGUUCAUGAUUUGAUCCAAGGUAAACAUUAACAUAAUAUGUAGUUGGCUAGAGUUGAGAUUUAUCCUGCAAGUUGUAAAAGUGGCUGACAUUGGGAUAUAAUACCCAGAGCUGUGGGCAAUUAUUUUUUCCUCACCCAAAGGACAAUAGUUUUAAGACACACAAAUCAGGCUUAAGCAGCUUAUGGUAUAGAAAGCUGUUGAAGGUGCAGUAUAUGAGUGUCAUUUUAACAUGGCAUGAAUCCAAAUAAACCAACAUUCUUCUCAGUCCCAAACAAAUUGGUUAUGUCAUUGCUGAUCAGCUGUUGGAAUACAACUACCAUAUUGCCUGGGGAAAUUAAACUUCCCAGUAAGGAGAGAGAACCUGCUUGAGUCAAAAUAUGAACACACCUCCUCAGUGCUAAAGAAAAACCAUAAACCCUUAUGGAAAAAAACACUGUCUAUGAUACAGUACAAGGGCAAAUUUAAAUUAUAAGUGUUCAGAGAUAAAGAAAUAACUGACUUCACUUUUUAAAAAUACAAGAAGCCACAUCAUAGCCAGUUUUUAGUUCUCAAAUUACCUGACCCUAAAGUUCAGUGUUGAGUUCAGAUUCUUAAUUUAUAGUCUUGUUUUCUUUUGUUUGCUUUUAUGUACAUGGGAUAAUUAAUGAAAAUAAUAAUUACAAUACAAAUAAAAUCUAACUUUAAAGAUAAGCAUUGAUACAAGUAUGAAACUAUUUAAGUUAUCAAGAUUUAGACCUCAAAACUGCCAUGAGUUCUGUGCAGCCAGAUCCCUGUAUCCAUACGGAGCUCAUUGCACAGAAGCAAUUUUAUAAAAAGGUUGGGAGAAUACAGUCUCUUAAUGCUUGGGCAAGGGCUAUGCUGAGAAAAGGUGCCAAAACAUAAGUAACUGGCAGGCAGUUAGUGUUUUGAGAUCCUGAUAUUAGCAAAAUUGAAUAUUAUCUAGGGCAUCGAUGAGCUAUAGAUCAGAAACUGGCUUGUUAUGGAUUAAAAAUAUUAAGUUUCAAUUGUGUGUGUCUGUACAUUUCCUGAUUUCCUUUUUCUUGAACAGACUAAUAUGUAGUAGGAAAAAGUUUCUCAAUGCAAAUGAAAAAGACCACUCCAUGUUGUCAGUUUUGGUGCCUUUGGAAGUCUUAGGCAAUAAAUAUUAAUAUGCUGCUUCCUUAUUAUUUAAUAAUUAGUUACAGUUUUGCUAUUGCAGGUCAAACCUCUCUAAUCCAAUACUCUCUGGUCCAGCAAUGUCCAUGGUCUGAUAUGAUUUUAAU
Messenger RNA from Pelodiscus sinensis (Chinese soft-shelled turtle), 6051 nucleotides. The record is from RefSeq and is a predicted model, not a curated record. Lineage: Eukaryota; Metazoa; Chordata; Testudines; Trionychidae.